AUGAGCACUGGAAGCGGAUCAAGCUCUACUCCAAAUAAGAUAUCCAGAUCUUUGUCCUUGUGCGGUUCUUCCAGUGGCUCUCAACCCGGUGUACAUCCAAAGAUUAAAAAGGCUUCUAACUCUACUAAGUACAAGCACAGCGGGCGUCCUCGCGGAGACCUCGGGGGUGUUCCUGUUUCUAUUAGAGGAGGUGUUUGUACUCGCAUUACCAAACCAGCUACCCCAGAGCCACAGUCUGGGUAA
This is a messenger RNA of Phycomyces blakesleeanus NRRL 1555(-), 243 nucleotides long. RefSeq lists its product as hypothetical. Lineage: Eukaryota; Fungi; Mucoromycota; Mucoromycetes; Mucorales; Phycomycetaceae. Bases 1 to 243 code for a protein of 80 amino acids. The transcript is spliced from 2 exons. The record is from RefSeq and is a predicted model, not a curated record.